This is a messenger RNA of Pedinophyceae sp. YPF-701, 1296 nucleotides long. Lineage: Eukaryota; Viridiplantae; Chlorophyta; Pedinophyceae. The record is from the annotation of a GenBank genome assembly.
AUGCAGCUCUCCGCGUCCGUUCCGCCCGCAAUCGCCACGCAAGGCUCUCCACGCACCAGAGCCGGCCCGCCGCGGCGCUCCCGCGCCCCAGGCCGCGUCCACGCGGCCAGGCGCGACGCCGAUCGCGCCGUCCGCGUCGAGGACGCCGCGCGCACCGCAGCAGGCCGCGUCAUGGCCGCGGUCCUCGCAGCAACCAUCACCGCUGGCAGCGUCGCGCCCGCGGCCGAGGCCGUGCUCAACUCCCCGAACGCCCGCAUCGCCCGGCGCGUUGACGUGGCGCUCCGGAGGUCCACGCCCGCGUUCAACGAGCGCGUCAAGGAGGCCCAGGACAUCUUGGAGGAGCUCGCCUUCCUGCUCCGCAUCCCACAGCGCAAGCCCUGGUCCGACAUGUACAAGAACAUCCUCGCCGCGGCCAAGCUGGCCGCGGACACCCCGGCGAUGCUGUACGGCGUGCCGACGGACAACAAGUCGGUCGAGCUCGCCAACAAGUACCUCGCCGACGCCGUGGACUGCAUCGACCGCGCCGCGAGCGCCAUCCAGGCCAAGAGCCCCGACCAGACGUCGCGGUACGUCCAGGCCGCGCUCAGCAACAUCGCGCAGCUCGAGCUCCUCCAGGCGCCGGGACUCCCCUUCCAGGUCCCCGUCAAGUACCGCCAGUACCCCAUCCUGACUGGACGCGCUGUUGUGGAGAUGACGCUCAAGCGGAGCCCGCGCAACGCGGACCUGCCGUUCACGAACUACGCCACGGGCGCCAGGUCGGACACCGCGUCGGUCGAGAUCACCGUCGACGGGUACUCGGCGCCGGUCUCGGGCGGCGCGUUUGUGUCCGCGGUCCUGGACAAGAAGUGGGAGGGGCAAACGCUCGAGAUCCCGCCGGGGCCGUCGGUGUUCGUCGGAAAGGACAUGGGGAACCGGAUUCCGCUCGAGAUUCUUCCGAUCGGCGGGUUCGAGCCCGAGUACGGCAGCCCGCUGGAGGUGGCGGACGGCGAGCUGCCCGUGUUGCCUCUCUCGAACUUCGGUGCGGUCGCCAUGUCCCGUCCGUUCAACGCGGAGCAGUCCGAGGUCUCCUCGGACCAGUUCUUCAUUUAUUUGUUCGACCAGGGGCAGGCGGGGCUCUCUGGCCUGUCGUUCGACGAGGGCCAGUUCGGCGUGCUCGGGUACGUGACGGGCGGGGACGGGGACCCGGAGAGCCUGAUGAAGCAGGUGCAGCCGGGCGACGAGAUCAUCUCGAUGAAGAUCAUCAGCGGCCGCGACCGCCUGUUCCGGCCGCAGAAGGCGGAGGACCAGGUCGGCUGA